UGCUCUCCGGAGUUGGAUGCACUUCGACGCUCCAGAGAGGAUUUUUAAAUUCUUUUUUUUUUUUUUUUUUUUUCAAAGAAGCGUCAAUGCAAACUUAAAGCUUAAGUGACUGACCCUUUCAUUUCAGAUAUUAUAUAUAAUCUCUUAUUGGGGAUUUUUUUUAUUCAUUUUUUUCAUUCAAACCUCUUUUUGUGUGUGUGACUUGUGCAUCAUCUCCACAGUCUCCUGCGGGAGUCGCCUCGAAACAGUGAGACGUGUGAAAAGAAAUGAAAUCAUGCGUCUGGUUUAAAUGAUGACAGAGAGCGCGCUGCGCGGGGGUGUCCCGUCCUGGAGGAGGAGUUGUUUUUUGUCGGUCUUUUUUUCUUUUUUGUGACCCAACAACUAAUGUUUCCCCUAUAAAAAAAGGAAAUCGAGCCCCCGACCGCUCAAUGAGCAGCAUUACUCGGGGACUCCGGUGUACAGUAGGUCCUGGUGCAAGCAGAUGGGUUGUCACACAUAAUCAAGACCCUGUAUCCAACCGCUUUUUUUCAAUCUGCGACUUCUCAUUUUGGCCCAUCCUUCGAGCAUCUCUAAAUGAGACAUGUUCCUUGUGACCUCAAACACCUACUGACCAUAAACACUUUCCUGCCAGUCCACCCCAAGGUUCAUGGGUUGAACCACCAGACUUGCGACACUCUCCUCUCCACUCUUUCCUCCUCUUCAUGCUCCUCACAACCCAUCAACACCGCCACCCCCCCCCCCCCCCCACCCCCACUCCAUCCUGCAGCCCUGCUCCGUCGGCUCCCAUUGUCCUUACUACCAGCAGUGUGAUGGUCUGUUGUGCUCGGGGCUUGUUCGGACUUGCGGCCGCAGCAUCACCCUCCACCUCACAGACUUGCGGAUGCGGCGGCCACUAGAGUGAACAAUACAGAGAGCCAGAGGCGUGGGGGGGUGGGGGGGGGGGGGGGGCGGUGGGGAGGAAGGGAGAGACAGACAGAAAGAGAGCAGCACCACAGCAGAGAGGAGGGAUCAUCUGUCCCAGCAGCAGAGGGAUCCACCUGUCCCGCAGAGGAAGGGGGCCCCCCCACCUGAUCCAUCUGGCUGCAGGGGGGGACCCUGCGUGGCCGGGAAGGCAACAGAGACUAUGCAGCUGGGACUGGUGGCGCUGGCAAUGGUCUUCCUCAGCUCCAUGGGUCACAGCGAUGCUCUCAAGCUCUCCAAGGCGAGAAGGCAGCGACGGGUCAGUACCGAGGGGCCACCAUCCUGCCCCAAAGGCUGUGACCGAUGCUCCGAGUACAACGGCUGCAUCAAAUGUAAGCCCAAGCUCUUCAUCUUCCUGGAGCGCAACGACAUCCGUCAGAUAGGCGUGUGCCUCGCCUCCUGCCCCGUGGGAUACUUUGGGAUGAGGAACCCGGAAGGCAACAACAGAUGCACCCAAUGUAAAAUAGACAACUGUGAAGCGUGUUUCAACCGCAACUUUUGCACAAAAUGUAAGGAGGGCUUGUAUUCACACAGUGGACGAUGUUACGUGAGCUGCCCCCCAGGCCAGCGCACCGCCAACGAGACCAUGGAGUGUGUCGGUCAGCGUGCCUCAGCGUGCGAACUGGGCGAGUGGAGCCAGUGGGGUUCCUGUACGAAGAAGAACAAGACAUGUGGAUUUAAGAAAGGCUCGCAGUCUCGGGCUCGUUCGCCCCUGGUGCAGGUGCCGGCCCUGGACACCGCCCCGUCCUUUGUGCCCUCGCAGACCUGCACUCCGCUGACAGAAAGAAGGAAGUGCAUCGUUACCAAGACGCCCUGCGCAAGAGAGAGGAAGAAUAAGGGAGACCAACAAGAUGAUACGAACGGCAGAGUAAGGGAGAACACACGUGGGCGAGGACGAGAAGGGAAAGAUGGCAGCAGAGGAGGAGGAGGAGGUGGUGGUGGUGGGAAGAGGAGGAAAGGCCAGAACAGGACAACCACUGCUGCAAGCGUCACAACCAGCUUUGUCACCUAAACGUCAGCGCCUGCUCGGUGGGGAGACGGUGCGGAGACGGUGCCUCGCCCAGCAGUGGAAGACAUAGGCAAAGGUCAAAGUGAAGGAAUGGAUUAAUGCUGCUAUGUGUUGGAAGAAGAUGCAAAGAGAGGCGGAGGAAUGCUGCAACACUUUAGUUUGGCCCGCGAGGCCUUUCCAGAGCUGUUUGAAUACACAAACUUGUCUGGAAGACACUUGGUGAUUCCACUGCGUGGAAACCACUGUUGGAGCAGCAAAGCCACAGCGAAGACGGUGGUUCAGCGUGGUUCGCGCCACGAACCAAACUUUGUCACUUCUUCAACUAAGAACAGAUUCUAUGUUGCAGCAUUAAAAGCUGGAAGCCUGAUGACGAAUGACGGGCCUCCUCGGUCCCCCUCUGGUUUUGGAUGCAUUUUGUUACAGUUCAAUUUUAAUCACGGUGUUUCUUCCUUUGUUUUCGUUGUGGGUGAGAGGUGGCCUGAUGGAUUUUUCGUAACAGCCACUGUACAAGAUGUAAAGACAGUGAACUGUAUGAAGUCUUUGUCUUCAUGUCCUGUUGUGCGUCGAAACAAAAAAGAAAAGUCACUGGAAAUUAUUUGUGGUUGGUGAGGACGGAAGGGAGUCGUCUACAAAACAAGCCCGAGAGAAGAGGUUAGAGGGGGAUUACAGUGAGCACAGCUUCCUUCUUUGGUGGCUUGACACAGACUUUUGCCAUUUGAUAGCUUAGUUGUUUGUUUCUAAAAAUUAAAAGUUGAUGUAUCAGAAAAAUAACUCUGCAAAGAAAAAAUGAGGAAUUCAAAAAAAAAAAGAUUUGCAUGGUACAAGGUUGCAUGUGCGUGCCAUCGUGCACGCAGACGUGUGUGUGUGUGUGCGUGUGUUUGUCUCCGCCUAAAGUCCAGGUGUUUGUGUACUUUGUGUGCACUUCUGCACGGAAUCCAGUCGCUCGUCGACGGAACUUCAUCGUUUGUACAUGUGUUUACGUUUGCACAUGUGUGUGUGUUAAUGUUGUUCUCAUAGAUUGAAAGGCAAUGGGGUCGGCAUAUCAAGAGGAAGGAAAUGUAAAUGCACAUCUGAUAUAUCGAAUAUGCAGUAACUACAAGCCACUGAUUGUUAUAUAAGCCAUCGGAUCAUCAGCUGCUCAGUAAUCAUGUAUGUUUGCAACAGGGUCUGAAGAUUUUGCACAACUAUAAUGUUUCCUACUGCUCGAGUUUCAGAACAAUCAUAGCAUUUUACACAUUUAUACACAUAAAAGCUGGCUUCAUAACAAUACAGAUGCAUUGUUUUUUUUCUCUCCUUCUCUUUAUUCCUAGUUUUCCAUGGGUCUGUUUGCUUUCAACAAAAUAGUUUCAGGAGAAGUUACGUGCUACGUUAUUCAUUCGUACCAUGGAUUGUGAUGUCAAACUGUUUAUCAUCAAACAUAAGAAAUAUUAGUAUCAUCUUGUAUAGCUUAUUCUGUGAUGGCCUAAAUAAAGUUCAGAUGACGCUGAAGAAACUUCA
Molecule: messenger RNA, 3466 nt
Organism: Scophthalmus maximus (turbot)
Lineage: Eukaryota; Metazoa; Chordata; Actinopteri; Pleuronectiformes; Scophthalmidae
Gene: rspo1
Product: R-spondin 1
Exons: 6
Coding region: 1124-1972 (282 amino acids)
Source: RefSeq, a predicted model, not a curated record